AAUAACUUCACGUCUAUCAACCACAAGAAUGGCGGAUGACAAGGUAGGUUCGCUCGAAGACGAGGCACUCAAGAGAAAGGAGCGUCUGCAAGCAUUGAAGAGAAAAAUUACUGACGAAAAUAAAGAGCAGGGAAAAUCAGAGGGUUCAACUCUACCCAAACCAAAAUUUCGCAGUUACAAACCUCAGGAUGAUAGCUUGCGAGAACAAGUAUUGGACGAAGCUAAGCCCGGAGAUGUUGAGAGCGAAGUGAAGGAUCAACUGAGUGCUGCUAAUUCAAAAGUUGUGAUUGAGGAACUUGAUAUAAGCAGCUUGGCGCCGCGGAAACCUGACUGGGAUUUGAAAAGGGAUGUUGCUAAAAAACUUGAAAAGCUUGAGAGGCGGACUCAGAAAGCUAUAGCUGAAUUGAUACGCGAGCGUUUAAAGCAGGGCCAAGAAAAUCUUGCGUCCAUAGUCAAUAUGGCACCGAUCAACUCUUCCAAACUAAUUGCAAAGGCUAAACCCAACGAAGAAGAAUAGCAAUAUAGAAUAAGUGAAAGUCAUUGACAAUUGCAUUGAGUAACACUUAGUUCGUAUUUGAUUGCGUGGAAUCAGCAAAUUGUAUCGAAGCAAUUACAUAUGUAUAUACCAUUUUCAAGUACUUUGACACCUGGUAAACUACUAUGUAGGAUUACAGAUUUUCGUUACAAUUUGCGUGUAUAUAGCCAUUUUUAAAUCAGUGAGAUAUCCUGCUUAGACAUUCUAAUUUUAAAUGAGAGAAGAAAUCUUAAUUUUGUAGAAUUUGUUUUCAUUCCAGAACGUUCAUUCGUUUAUAUAUACCUAUAAUGAAUAUCAAUUAUCUACGAAUUAUAUGAACUGAUGAAACAUAGUGUGAAAAUAUAUGUAAUAAAUUUACUGAAU
Neodiprion virginianus is the source of this 898-nucleotide messenger RNA. Its product is annotated as coiled-coil domain-containing protein 12. The transcript is spliced from 3 exons. Lineage: Eukaryota; Metazoa; Arthropoda; Insecta; Hymenoptera; Diprionidae. Gene Ontology annotation, cellular component: post-mRNA release spliceosomal complex; U2-type spliceosomal complex. Bases 29 to 517 code for a protein of 162 amino acids. The record is from RefSeq and is a predicted model, not a curated record.